Molecule: messenger RNA, 5272 nt
Organism: Python bivittatus (Burmese python)
Lineage: Eukaryota; Metazoa; Chordata; Lepidosauria; Squamata; Pythonidae
Source: RefSeq, a predicted model, not a curated record
CAAACUUCCAAGCUGGGCAAGAGCUGUUGUCCCCAAAAUAUUUUAUGUUACAGAGAAAGCAUGGAAUUACUAUCCAUAUACAAUUACAGAAUACACGUGCUCAUUUUUGCCCAAGUUCUCCAUUCACAUAGAAACAAAGUAUGAGGACAACAAAGGAAGCAAUGAUAAUAUAUUUGAUAACGAAGCCAAAGAUCUUGACCGAGAAGUCUGCUUCAUUGAUAUCGCCUGUGAUGAAAUUCCUGAGCGCUAUUACAAAGAAUCAGAGGACCCUAAGUAUUUCAAAUCAGAGAAGACUGGGAGAGGCCUAUUAAAAGAAGGUUGGAGAGAAACUCAAGACCCUAUUAUGUGCUCCUACAAACUUGUAUCUGUGAAAUUCGAAGUAUGGGGACUUCAAACUCGAGUUGAGCAGUUUGUUCAUAAGGUGGUCAAAGACAUACUGCUAAUUGGCCAUCGACAGGCAUUUGCAUGGGUGGAUGAGUGGUAUGACAUGACUAUGGACGAAGUCCGAGAAUUUGAACGAGCAACUCAGGAAGCCACCAACAAGAAAAUUGGAAUCUUCCCUCCCGCCAUAUCCAUCUCUAAUAUCUCCCUUCCCUCUUCAAUCCGCAGUGCUCCUUCUAGUGCUCCAUCUACGCCUCUCUCCACAGACGCACCUGAAUUCCUAGCAGUUCCCAAAGACCGUCCACGGAAAAAAUCUGCCCCAGAAACUCUCACGCUGCCAGAUCCAGAUAAAAAGGCUCUCUAAACCCAGCAUGGUUUUUUCCUUAUGACAAGCUAUGACUGACAGAAUAUCAUUUGCAAAGUUCAUGGUAGUUGUUUUAUUUAAACAAAUCUUAUAGAUCUGGAAGUAUGCCUUUCCUAUUCCCUCCAUUCUCUUAGGCUUUCCCUGAAACUAGUUAGCUAAAUGCGUGCAAGAUCAUAGUUCAUGUGCUCUGAUUCCCAAACUAAAGCUCUAAGCCAUACGACAGAUGUUGCUAUCAACCCAGAAUGAAGUAGCUUGUAAAGGCAAAAGCAAUCUCUUCUAGUGAUUGCUGCCAACAGAAGAUGUAGAAUUGCAGUGUUUAUGACUGGAGAGGUUACAAGGAUUUCAUAAAGCUAGCGAGGACAUCCUGAGAGAAUGAGGUUCUCCUUAGCUACAGGUUCAGAUCACAUUUCUCAUUUCAAGCCAUUAUCUCUCUAUUUCUGAAAUCCUUUUUUACUCUCAGGCCGAACGCACCUUAAAGUAAACUUUGGAACUGCUGACUCACUGAUCAACACUUGAAUACCAACAGAUUCAGAUUCCUUUUUACAUAAUACAACUCAGGAUUUCGGGUGUAGUUAAUGCACACUUUAAGCUCUUCAAAAAUUAAAGAGCCAAUGUGCUCUAGCUUUGUCUUAAAUUAUCGUAAUCAUUUUGAGACCCUUGAACUAUUUGUAACUUGCACAAAAUUUUUAACUCCUUUUUAUCAUGUGCUGUUGUAAAACUUUUCUGUGUUGGUUUUGGAGAACUGAGACCUACUGCAGGAAGAAAAAAUGGAAACACAAAUAAAUAGGCUACAGAGCCCAAAUGGGACAAAUACAUCCCAAGAAACAAUGCCAUUAUUAAUUCAUAAUUCAGUUUUUGAUUCAGGCCUUCUGAGUUCCUAUGAAAUUAAUGAAAGUCCUGAUUGAAAACCCUGUUCAAAACAAGAAAAGUUCAGUCCAUUUUUUGCAACAUUGUGAGCAGUCAUCAAUCUAUUCUGUGACUGGAAUUUUUGCAGAGGGUAGCCAUGUUGGCCUGUUAAAACAAAAGCAAGAGAUUAUAGCAUUAAAAAAUGCCAUAAUAACAUGUGUUAGACUUAUGGUGCAGAUUCUUUUUUCUCAGUCUAAAAAUCCUGUAUAUAUCUAUCUAUCUAUAAAAUAAAUACUGAAUGUGUUGUAAGGCUGAGCCAUGAAUAAAAUUAAGAAAGAAAAGGCUGGGGAGAGCCAAACAGAUUUUUUAAAAGGUGGGUCUGCCAGGAAGUCUUUAGCGUGUUCAAGAGGGUGAGACUCAUGCAUGGUCCAGCAAGCAGUACUUUUUUUCAACUGCUUCACCUGUUAUUAUUACCUCCUUUGAAUUCAGGCACCUGAAUUCAAAGUGGAAAGGGAAACAUGGUGUACUUUUGCUACAGUUGACAGUUGAUCAUGAGUCCUUGUUUAAGAGCAAAAAAGUUAUGUGGGAAUCUUCUAAAGCUUCUUCCAGAAACAAAACAACUUGCCAGCUUCCUGAGCUCCUUUGGUUGUACUCUUUUCCAACAAUGAAAAUAGAAUUUAAAAGUUUUUUCUUUUGACUGUUGGUACCCCAGAAAACAGCAUUAGUUGCACCCUGCCAUUUAGUUUGGAGAGACAAAAUAUUGGCCUGUUAAUUGCAUCACCCUUCUGUCUCAGGAAUUAAAGAUACUUCCCCAUAUACAAUUUAAGACACUUGGAAUCUGUUCCUUUCCUGAUAAUUCAUUCAGAAUUUAAUUUAGUUCAGUAAAUUAAGUUACCAGUUAACCACAUGCAAGCUAGAAUCAGUUGUGAAGGUAUCAUAAACAUAUAGUGACAGUACUUCGUAUUGUCAAGGGGAAUAUAGAAAUAUACAUGCAGACCUCAGGGGUAAAGCUAACUUUGAAUAACAGAAAAUUUCUAGUAAGCACGGCAGCAUGAAUUUUCAUAUGAAAAAGUGUAGCAGACUUAAAUCUCCAAUUAACUCUCAAGUGACUUCUUACUUAAAUUGUACAUACUAAGGAGACUGUUGUUUAGGGUAGUUUUAGUCAUAGAAUGGUAGGGUGGGAGAGUAGAAUGCACUGUGUGCAUUUGAAAACUCAAAAUAUGUAGUAGCUCUAAGUCUGUAUUAAUCCCCCUACCAUUUAGCUUCAUGCCUUUUCUCUGUUAUUAUUCAAGGUAUCUUAUUCUAUCUUGCUCAGCAUUCUGAAGGUCUGUGUGACUGUUGUUAAUACCUGGUUUUUUAGUAUUAUUACAUUUCUAUACAGAAAUACGCCUUGAGUUUGUGGCUUUAAGUUAGCAGAAAAUUAUGAUAAUUUCUGUAGGCAAUCAAGCCAAUGUUGCUCUCCUAUCUCCCUUUUAGAAUCUUGCACAAAUCUAUAGGCCAAGACGUCAAAACACAGUGUUGAUUUAUUUUAACUAUUUCACUUCUUCCUGUAUUAUUGUGUUACUUUGGCUUGGGAAUAAGAUCAGGUAUUUGAAUAAUAGAUCUUAAGAAUAUGCUCAUUAAAAGGCUGCUUAGUGCAAAAAUGAAAGGUAAUAGCAUGCUAUGGGGAAAAAAAUAGUGGACUUAUCUGUGAUACUUUCUGCUCUCAGUGCUGCAGCAAGAAGUAUUUGUUCAAUUUGAUGUGCUAUCAAAAUUGGGUGCUUACUGAAUAGACACACAAAAUUUUAUUCUUCUGCAUGUCUAAAUGAUGGCUGGCACAAUCCAUGUCUGCCUGCUCUUUGCUUUUCCUACUUUUAGCAAGGAGUUAGCAAAAAUCCAAUGGAUGUUUCUUCAGAAUAUACACUCUCAUGUACCUAUGCUCUUCACAAAUUCUGUUACACUCCUUUGUCAUACUCUGUUUUACUUCCACAGCUUUUGCCAUUAGGUUAGUCAUUAUUCAGUUACUUUUCCUUCUUGAUUUUUGUCCUCUGCUUUUAAAAAACAUAUUUCUGACACAAGAAAAGUAACUAAAUUAAAUUUCUAGCAUAUUUUUGGUUGCACUAAUAUGUCUUUUACAUGGGAAAAAAGUUUGGCUGGGUUGUAUUGUUGACUUGUCUGAUUUAAUUUGUACAGAAUCUGCUGUAUAUUUUUAGCUGUAUGUGUUUUGUGAGGAUCAGACCUGUGGAUGUUUAUCUAUUUGUUUUGUGGAACAAAGUGGCACUUUCAAUAAAGUCUGGUGCAGCAAAGCAAACUGAAGUAGUAUUAGGUUAUUGUGCCAUAAUCCUGUGGCCCCUUUUUUCAGUGAGAACAUUUGAGCAUUGCUAAGAAGAGGAAGGAGGACUGUGUUCUGAAGCUAAUCUACUGCUGGUUUUAAAUUAACCUUUCCUGUCAAAUAAAGCAGACUCCUGAAAUUCUCUCUUUCAAGACCCAGCUUUGACCUCCUAAGCAAAAGAAGAAAAGCUUUUUUAAGCUGUAUCAUGAAAGUCUCAGGAAGGUUGCUCAACAUUUAUUAUUGGAAAUGCUGGUGUACUUUCAUCGGAUAUGCUUUCCAUGUACAUGAAUCUUUAAAAAGCCAUGUACAUGUGCUAGAAGUCUUCACUGGGCUUAUGUUUGCUAACAAUGUUUGCAAAAAAACUUGCUAAAUUGCCAUAAGAUAAAUUUGAGCCUAGCUGUUCUUCACAUAUGAGUGGACGUAAUUGAGUUUAGAUCAGUUCUUUCAUAUUGAAUGAAUAGAAACAGCCUAAUCAUCUUUCAGGUAGAGAUUUUCAAGUUACUGCUAAAGGGCCCAACUGGAAUGGUAUCCUCUAGAAUAGAAAAACUCUUACAAAUUUUCUUACUGAAGAUUUCUGUUCCAUUGACAAUGUUUCAUUUUUUAAUGAAACUUUUUAAACCUUUGUUAAUGUGAAACGAAGGUUACUCCGCUGUCUUUAUCUGAAUAAUAAUAAGAGAGAUGCACCUCUUUAAUAACACAUUGGGUGGAUCCUGAGGUACCCCUAUAUGAACAGAAAAGGUCGAAAGAUUUUGACCAUCCCAUAAGUUAGCUUUCCAUUGGCCAUGCUUAGAUGAGGUUGAUUGGGCCUAUAGUCUAACAGAAUUCCUCUCAUGCAACUUUGGGUUGUGGUUUGCUGCACUGAAACUUUAGAACAUGCUGUUGUUUAAAAGACAUCAAAUGUAUGCACUUCAUAGUAGAUAAUACAUACGAUGGGGAGGGUUCAUGAACUCAUCAGUAGGAACUCAUUAUUUACCAUUAUUCAGACUUCUAUUUUCAUAAAGGCUUGAAGCUAAACUAAUCCCGGGGAAGGGUCUUCUUGUCUGGACAGCAUAGUCUUUGAAUUACAAUUGUCUAUGAUUUUUUUAAUGUUACUUCUAGAAAUAAGUUUUUGUUUCAUUUCUGUGACAAUCUUUGUGACUUUGAGUGUUGUGUAUAGUAGUGGGGUUUUCUGUUUUUUGUUUUUGGUGAUAGGGUUAGUGUUACGAAGGAAGGACCAAACGCUCCAAGUUAUACAAUACAAGGCUAAAUAGAAGAAUCUGAGUUUCAUAGUUUCCAUACAUACAUAAUUGUUGCUUUUUCAGUUAUUUAUUAUUGUUUUUAAAACUGCCUUUUCUUACAUUCUGUUGUAAAUAAACUACAAGCAAUCUUCU